This is a messenger RNA of Stegodyphus dumicola, 489 nucleotides long. Its product is annotated as piggyBac transposable element-derived protein 4-like. The record is from RefSeq and is a predicted model, not a curated record. NCBI's taxonomy places the organism in Eukaryota, Metazoa, Arthropoda, Arachnida, Araneae, Eresidae.
AUGUACUUCAAUGAUCCAGAAAAAGAUGCGAAUGCUCCAAAGACAUAUUAUAUGGAUGAAGUGGUGGCAUGUUUCAAAAGGACAUUUAUGCAAGCUCGCGAAGAUAGUCCCUUUGAAAGCAUCGAUGAAUCCAUGGCUAAAUUCAAAGGUCGUUCUAGCCUAAAGCAGUAUUUACCCCUAAAGCCAAUAAAACGGGGAAUCAAAGUGUGGGAGAGAUGUGAUGCUGCUACGGGCUACACCUAUGACUUCAAUAUAUAUUCUGGCAAAGGCAUGGAUAAUACAGAUCAUGAGGGUACAAUACUUGGAGAAAGAGUUGUUCUAAAACUUUCCUCCUCAACAAUACGUAACCCAGAUGUUACACUUACAUUUGAUAGAUUUUUUACAAGUGUAAACUUAUUGGAUAACAUAUCCUUUCCUUCUGUUGGUACUUGUAUUUCUCGUAGAAAAGACAUGCCAAAAUUCUCUGACGAAAAACUUCAAAAAGGUUGA